Suillus discolor is the source of this 1080-nucleotide messenger RNA. RefSeq lists its product as uncharacterized. The coding region runs from base 1 to 1080 and encodes 359 amino acids. Lineage: Eukaryota; Fungi; Basidiomycota; Agaricomycetes; Boletales; Suillaceae. The record is from RefSeq and is a predicted model, not a curated record. The transcript is spliced from 3 exons.
AUGUCUGACACCACCGGAUUUGGUUCGGGUGGGACGACAAACAAUUUAACUGUUGGAAAUCCAAUUGCAAAUAAUGUUUGCGACAUUGCAAUUUUGUCACCUCCUUACAUGUUCAUCUUGACUCCAACUCCGAGUCCGAUAACGCAAUGCGGCAGUGCAACUACUGCCUAUGGUGCAGUCCUGCCCAUUGCUAUUGUGCAACUUAUGCUUGGCGGGCAAUCAGUCGUAUCCUAUUCCGAUAACGAAAUUUUUACCUCGGUUGUGAAUGUUAAGGCAGGGACGAUCCUCAUGUAUUUUGUCACCGACUCCGAGGGCAGACAAGGUGGAAACUCUGAAUUCGUGCAGGUCGUAGGGUCGAGUAAUUCCGCGUGCAUCUCACCGUUAUACACUGCAGGCAUAUCGGCCAUCACCACGACCACGGCCACGACCACGGCUUCAUCGUCAUCCAGUUCAAGCAGUCCGCCAAGUAGUUCAUCAAACAGUCCAUCAAGUAGUUCAUCAUCAAACAGCAAUGUUCUUAUCGCUGGCGCGGCGGUCGGUGCAGCGAUCCUUACUGCAUUGGCCAUCCUCGGCAUGUGCUUGUGGCGUAAACGGAGAGCAUCCCGCUUUCAACCUCCUACACAAAUCUAUCUCCGAGUGCAGCGCACAGAUGAAAUCAGCCUUUACAGUGAGGCUCCGCCAUCACCAUCACCAUAUCUUGUUAGCGACCUUGGUCUUUCCAUUCAAUCUGGAUCCAAACCAAUCCCUGAUACGGACUUUGCUGCCUAUGAAGACAUUCAAAUGUCAGAUAUGACACCCUUUUCCGACGACAUCACAGUUAGGAACCCUUCCACACCUUUCAAUCAGACACAAAAUUCCCGUCAGAGCCUUGACACAGACAGCUUAGCUGCGCACGGAGCAUUUGAAAGUCAAUCUAUGACGUCAGCUAGCGUACAAACAGCCUACCGACAUCCUACUCAAAUCAUUGUGCAUACCGAUGCUGAUGAUGUUGUACCAGACUAUAAUGGUUUAAUUGAACUUCCGCCACAGUAUUCAAAUCAUCGGGAAAACCGUGCCCUGGGAUCUGAGUCUACAUCAUGA